This is a messenger RNA of Aspergillus versicolor CBS 583.65, 1565 nucleotides long. RefSeq names its product NAD(P)-dependent alcohol dehydrogenase. NCBI's taxonomy places the organism in Eukaryota, Fungi, Ascomycota, Eurotiomycetes, Eurotiales, Aspergillaceae. The transcript has 3 exons. The record is from RefSeq and is a predicted model, not a curated record. Bases 441 to 1517 code for a protein of 358 amino acids. Gene Ontology annotation, biological process: D-sorbitol catabolic process. Gene Ontology annotation, molecular function: L-iditol 2-dehydrogenase (NAD+) activity; zinc ion binding.
GGCUGCCAGCACAUGCGUCCCUGUGACUCCAGAGAACCCAUUGAAAAGCGGGUCGAGUGUUUAGACCGUCGUUGCACUGGAGAAACGUGGGGUAUCUCUGGAAUUCUGGUUGCAUAAGUUGCCUCGAGCUGCCUGGUUUUCCCUCUCGGCGUCUCGAAUCUCUUGCCAGAAUCCGUUUCAGCCAUGCACUGCGGUAAAAUCUCCGAAAUCCACUGCCAAUGGUGCAUACUGGAGCUGGCCCCGAGUGCCCCUCGCCACGUUCCUAUCUGUAACCCGCCAAUUGAUGAGUGAUUGGAACUCGGGGGUGGCCCCGUAGAAUUGUUCACCCCUCGCUAAACACGUAAUCAGGACGGUGCCUCGCUAUAUAUACUCCGCGGGCACUACAAGCAUCAUGUAACAACACUUAUCAUACUCACAUUACAUCACAUCACGUCGUCACCAUGGACGUUUUUCAAAAAAAGCCCCAGAACAUUGCCAUUCACACAAGCCCUUCCCACGACCUCCGGGUGGCUGACUGUGAAGUGCCUAAGCUUGGUGCGGAUGAGUGUCUAGUCCACGUCCGCGCAACAGGCAUCUGCGGAUCUGAUGUUCAUUUCUGGAAGCACGGCCGGAUCGGCCCCAUGAUUGUGACGGGAGACAACGGCCUGGGGCAUGAAAGUGCCGGUAUCGUCCUGCAGGUCGGUGACGCGGUAACCCGCUUCAAGCCCGGCGAUCGGGUAGCUAUGGAAUGUGGCGUUCCCUGCUCAAAGCCGACUUGCGACUUCUGUCGUACGGGCAAGUACCACGCUUGCCCGGAUGUGGUCUUCUUCUCUACACCUCCCCACCAUGGUACCCUGAGAAGGUACCACGCUCAUCCAGAGGCUUGGCUUCAUCAUCUCCCCGACCACGUAUCCUUCGAGGAAGGAGCUCUCCUUGAGCCUCUCACUGUUGCACUGGCCGGUAUUGAUCGCUCAGGACUUCGCCUGGCCGAUCCUCUUGUCAUUUGCGGUGCUGGCCCCAUUGGGCUUGUCACCCUGCUGGCGGCCAACGCAGCGGGUGCGGCGCCGAUUGUUAUCACAGAUAUUGACGAGAACCGUCUUGCCAAGGCAAAGGAGCUCGUGCCCCGUGUACAACCUAUUCUAGUCCAGAAGCAGGAAACCUCACAAGAUCUAGGUGCUCGUAUUGUCAAGGAGCUCGGACAGGAGGCGAAGCUGGUCCUUGAAUGUACCGGUGUGGAGAGCAGUGUCCAUGCAGGAAUAUACGCCACUCGUUUCGGAGGUAUGGUUUUCGUCAUUGGUGUCGGAAAGGAUUUCCAAAAUAUCCCCUUCAUGCACAUGUCGGCCAAGGAGAUCGAUCUGCGGUUCCAGUACCGCUACCAUGACAUCUAUCCCAAGUCAAUUGCCUUGGUAAAUGCCGGGCUCAUCGAUCUGAAGCCAUUGGUGUCACACCGAUACAAGCUGGAGGAGGGACUUGAGGCAUUUGCUACCGCUAGCAACCCUGCUGCCCGAGCUAUUAAGGUACAGAUUAUAGAUGAAUAGAUAAAAGUGUCAUAUAAGGAAAAUAAAGCUUGAAUUAUAACAUAUGUU